CAGCCACCAGACUAUAACUGAUGCGUUCAACGAGACAGCAUCAGUCCAUCGGAGGCGUUCGAAAGUGCCGCAACAAAACACGCCGGGAUUUUUUUUAAGAUAGUUGUCAAAAAUGGUGGCAAACGGGAGAAUGGAGAAAAAGCCGUCGAUGGAGAAGAUACCAACGACCGCCACACUAGACGAGGCUAUGCUGGCUGCUGGUCUUGGCGUGUACAACAUCGCUCACAUGCUCAUGAGUGGGAUCAUCCUGAUGGGGGUCAUUAUGCAGACCCUGAACCUUGGCUACGUUAUCCCAGCUGCUCAGUGCGACCUCAACCUUAGCAUGGGCACGAAAGGAUGGCUGGCCGCUAUCCCGUUCACUUCAAUGAUCCUGACAUCCCACAUGUGGGGCUACUUGGCGGACACGCGAGGCCGGCGGCCAGUGAUGAUGGUCUCUAUGCUGGUGUCUGUGGUACUCAGCAUCCUGGCCAGCUUCGCACCCAACCUGCCAGUGUUUGCUGGUCUCACGUUCUUCUCGGCUGUGUUCAUGUCGGGCCCAUCAGCCGUCGUCUACACGUACCUGGGCGAGUUCAACAACCUCCAGCACAGAGACAAAAUGGUGGCCUUCGGAGCCUCGUUCGUGGGGAUCGGGACUGUGCUAUUGCCUGGUGUCUCCUGGCUAAUCCUGCCACAGGAAUUCGCCUGGCCGAUCUCCUGGCUAGGCAUCGUCUACCGUCCUUGGCGUCUUCUCGUUGUCGCCGCCGCUUUACCCUACACCCUGGGCGCUAUGCUUUUGUUCUUGGCUCCUGAGAGCCCGAAGUUCCUGAACGCUCAGGGCAGAUAUGACGAGUGCUUGGCGACCGUGAAGAAAAUCUAUGGAGUUAAUAAGUGGACUGAUCCGGAAACUUUCCCUAUCAAAUCAUUGAUAGUGGAUCCAAGUGCAGUUACAGCCAGCAGCGGCAAGGGCAUCACAGCUGUGUUGAGUUCCAUGUGGGACCAGACAGCGCCCUUGUUCAAAGGGAAACUCCUCAAAUGGACCUGCCUCACUUGCUUUGUGCAAUAUGGGAUAUUCUCUGCGUGUAACGGUUUCUACGUAUGGUUCCCCACAAUCUUGAACUCUCUGGCCAACCACAACGGUGCCGAGGAUGCCAGGAUCUGCGAGAUUCUAGAUGCGAGUCAGCAAGCUGCUGCGAACGCUACUGACGUUGUCUGCGACGACACGAUGAACACCGAGACCUUCCAGCGCUCCAUCUACAUCGGCCUCGUCUUCUGCUCCAUGUACAUCGUGGUCGGCUUCCUCGUAGACUUCGUCGGGAAGAAACUCAUCCUCCUCACCAUCCUCGGCGGUGCUGGACUUUGCGGGAUCAGUGCCCACUUAGCUUCGAAUCAGCAAACGGCAGUGGUUCUCUUCGCAGUGUUCCAGAUGAGCGGAGCUUGUAUUGGGAUGAUGAAUGCUGUGGCUGUGGAGUUGUUUCCGACUAGAUACAGGGCUAUGGCAAUUUGCUUGUCCAUGAUGAUGGGCCGUCUCGGAUCUGUCGUGAGCUCCAACCUUAUCGGCGUAUUCAUGAGGGUCAAUUGCGGCAUCAGCUUCUACCUCUUCGGAGGACUUUUACUAGCAUGCUGCGCAGUCUGUCUCACUCUACCAGGAAAGAAGAAGCGAGUAAAACACACCACGAAGAGCGUAGAACCGGCCCAGAAUGAAACCCAUGAUUCCCAUGAACCAGUAUGAAGAGGUUCAUAGUAAUAUAACUACGAACCACUCUCGUCCGUUCGUCUAUUUGCCUCUCUAUCGCUCAUAUGUAUGAGUGAUAGAGAAGCAGAUAAUGAUAUUACGAUUUUCGAUGUUCGCGGUAGAUUAAACCUGGAGGCUGUUGUAUAGAGGCAUAUAGAGGUUUCAAGGGAAAGAUGACUUGACGUCGUAUCGUGUGAUACCAAAAUGAAGAAAUUCCUGAGAAUUAUUAUAUUAUAGAUAAAAUACAUCCUGGCAAAAAAAGUAGAGAAUAGGGGCGCCAUCGUCUAUGUAAACCGUUUUGCUUAUAGCAAUACUUAUUGAGUCACUUUUUGUAUGAGAACAAUAAGGUUUGAACGAGCGAAGCGAGUGGUUCGAGAAUAGAAUCCUGAACUUGCGAGUUUUUUAACUCACGAGAAGUAAAAUACAUUUGCACCCGAGUGUAACACAAAACUUUUUCCCUCACUAUAGCG
This is a messenger RNA of Leguminivora glycinivorella, 2181 nucleotides long. Its product is annotated as organic cation/carnitine transporter 7-like. Gene Ontology annotation, molecular function: transmembrane transporter activity. The transcript is spliced from 11 exons. The coding region runs from base 113 to 1708 and encodes 531 amino acids. Gene Ontology annotation, biological process: transmembrane transport. NCBI's taxonomy places the organism in Eukaryota, Metazoa, Arthropoda, Insecta, Lepidoptera, Tortricidae. The record is from RefSeq and is a predicted model, not a curated record.